UGGAAAGUGAUAAAGCGCUAUAGAGAAAAGAAGAAUUCAUGUAAAGCAAGGUUCUCAGUGACUCCCUGUUUUUGUCUGUGGUCACAUUCCUCUUUUCCCGUCACCAAAUAUGCAAGGAAACAAGAAGUGAGAUCACAGCUGGUUUAGUGUUGCUAAUGAAACCCAAAUCCAUGGUAGUGUUUGACACAUUAAGCCAAACAGCAGCUGCCCUGUGGGUCAGAAGGGCCCUUUGGCUGGCACCACCAAAAUACGUGUUCUCCAAAGGAGGCUGGCAUCAACUGGAGCCACUUCACAGCUUGUUUGAGAACUGGAUCUGACCAGUAGGAAGAAACCAGGACAGCAGUGGAAGACUGUUAAAGAAACCUGGGUAAAAAGAUGCAGGAGGUAAGAAGAGGAGGGUCUGUGAUACCUCACAAGGACGAAGAAGAAGAAAUGAGUCCAAGAAAGAAGGAAAGCAAUGUUGUGCUGUCAGAUGAGAGUUCAGGACCACCAAGCCAGCUGCUUUGGACCCCCCAGGAUACCCAGCUCCCUCAGGAAAGAGCUCUAUUACCUGCUCAGUAUCCUGCCUUCACUAAAGAUGGAAGCCAAGGAAACCUGCUGCAAGCAGAUAUCACACUGAUGAGCCAAGCCCAAGAGUCAGUGACAUUCGAGGAUGUAGCUGUGAACUUCACUAACAGGGAGUGGCAGAGUCUGACCUACGCUCAAAGGCAUCUCUAUAAGCAUGUGAUGUUGGAAAAUUAUGGGAACAUGGUAUCACUUGGAUUUCCAUUUCCUAAACCUCCUUUAAUCUCUCAUCUGGAGCGAGGAGUAGAGCCCUGUGUGCAGGAUCCACAGGACAGGGAGUCCCUAAGCUGCUCCUACCCAGUGUCAUCUGAUAAGAUGUGGCCUGAGAAUGAAAAGGCAAGUUCACAACAACAGAUUUUUGAAAAUGAAGAAGCCUACUGGAUGAAAUCUAACAGUCUCCUAAAAGUUGAUGCCUGGGAUCCUGAGGUUAGAGAAGUUUGUGUUCAGGAAGUCAAAUUAGCGAAUCAAUGGAAAACACCUAUAAGGGAGAAACUGAGAGAAGUGGAAGAAGGCUCUGAGGAAGUAACCUGCAAAAAAAGAAAGAACCAGAAGGUGCUUAGAUAUAACCUGAAUCCGAACUCAAAAUACAGUCGAUGUAAUAGAGUUCUUACAGUACAGAAACUCCAUGAAUGUGCCAGGUGUGGCAAAAACUUCAGCUGGCACUCAGAUCUAAUUCUCCAUGAGCAGAUUCAUUCUGCUGAGAAACCCCAUGUGUGUGAUGAGUGUGGGAAAGCAUUCAAGACCAGAAAUCAGCUUUCUGUGCACCAGAUAAUCCACACAGGGGAGAAACCUUUUAACUGCACCCAGUGUGGGAAGGCUUUCAACAGUAGAUCAGCUCUUUGCCGACAUAAAAAAACCCACAGUGGGGAGAAGCCUCACGAGUGCAGGGACUGUGGAAAGGCCUUCAAGACCAGGAACCGUCUGUGUAUGCAUCAGCUCAUCCACACUGGAGAGAAGCCUUACGAAUGUAACUGCUGUGGGAAGGCCUUCCAGUUUAAGCAUUCCCUUACCAUCCAUGGCAGAAGCCACACUGGAGAGAAGCCAUAUGAAUGUGAGGAGUGCGGGAAGGCCUUCAGCGGGAGUUCAGACCUCACCAAACACAUAAGAAUCCACACUGGGGAACGACCUUAUGAGUGCAGCAAGUGUGGAAGGGCCUUCAGCCGGAGCUCAGACCUAAGCAAGCACAAACGAAUCCAUAUUAGGGAGAAACACUAUGGGUGCCCCCAGUGUGGAAAAGACUUCAGCAUCAAGGGAGAACUCACCAAACACAGAAGGAUCCACACUGAAGAGAAACGUUACAGGUGUGAGGAGUGUGGGAAAGCCUUUCAUCAUAACUGUAAACGCCGGGCUCAUGAACGAGAGCACACCGGCGAGAAGCCCUAUCAAUGCGGAGAUUGUGGGAAAACCUUCCAAGAUCGGCACUGCCUUACCGUCCAUCAGAGAAUCCACACUGGAGAGAAACCUUACAGAUGUUUAGAGUGUGGGAAAGCUUUCAGUGGGAAGUCAAACUUGACCAAUCACCAAAGAAUUCACACUGGAGAGAAGCGUCACAAAUGUGAGGUAUGCGGAAUGGCCUUCCAUCAUAGUUCAGUCCUGAGGCAACACAAAAGAAUCCACACUGGUGAGAAGCCAUACACCUGCAGUGAGUGUGGCACGUCCUUCCGUCAGGGCUCAGCUCUGAUUGGACAUAAGCGAGUUCAUACUGGAGAGAAACCUUAUGAAUGUGAGGAGUGUGGGAAAGCUUUUAGAGUGAGCUCAAAUCUUACUGGACAUAAGAAAAGAAAACAUCAAGUAUGGAGAACCCAUGAACUUGAUGGGAGUAGGAAAUCCCUCUCUCCAGUAACUGUUUCUCAGACCUCAGCAGUCAGUAUUUUGACCAGUGCCUGAGUAUAACAAUUCCGGUGUUACUUUCUGUUUUUCCUACCUCGUAGGCUGGUCCUUCUGUCUCCUAUAUUAGUUAUUCCUGAUUUCCUGACCCUUACUUGUGAGAUUCCCCAAAAGUAUUGUCCUUUACCUUCUUAUUCAGUAUUUUUUCAGUGAGCACAUUUACUUCCACGAGUUUAUCAAUCACUUCCUAAUAAUAAUAAACACUUAGUGCUU
Messenger RNA from Piliocolobus tephrosceles (Ugandan red Colobus), 2664 nucleotides. It is a transcript of the gene ZNF311, whose product is annotated as zinc finger protein 311. Lineage: Eukaryota; Metazoa; Chordata; Mammalia; Primates; Cercopithecidae. Gene Ontology annotation, biological process: regulation of transcription by RNA polymerase II. Gene Ontology annotation, cellular component: nucleus. The record is from RefSeq and is a predicted model, not a curated record. Gene Ontology annotation, molecular function: RNA polymerase II transcription regulatory region sequence-specific DNA binding; DNA-binding transcription factor activity, RNA polymerase II-specific. The transcript is spliced from 7 exons. The coding region runs from base 376 to 2451 and encodes 691 amino acids.